Cynocephalus volans (Philippine flying lemur) is the source of this 1480-nucleotide messenger RNA. RefSeq names its product adaptor related protein complex 1 associated regulatory protein (gene AP1AR). Gene Ontology annotation, cellular component: endosome. Gene Ontology annotation, biological process: negative regulation of cell motility; negative regulation of substrate adhesion-dependent cell spreading; regulation of Arp2/3 complex-mediated actin nucleation. The record is from RefSeq and is a predicted model, not a curated record. Gene Ontology annotation, molecular function: kinesin binding; AP-1 adaptor complex binding. The transcript is spliced from 10 exons. NCBI's taxonomy places the organism in Eukaryota, Metazoa, Chordata, Mammalia, Dermoptera, Cynocephalidae. Bases 349 to 1257 code for a protein of 302 amino acids.
ACCACUGGCGGUGACUGGCCUCCUUUAGUGGCUGGAGGCCGUCACUGGUACUGGGCUGGGGGCUAAGACGAGAGGUGCCAUGAGGAGGGCGAGGGAGUCCAGAUCUCGCAGCCCGGCACUCCUCCCUCGCGCGGCGGCGGCUUGGCGGCCGCUGGAGUAAUCGCUGCCUUUGUUCCGAGCGCCUCGUCCCUCCCCUCGCCCCAGCUCCUCACGCCGCCGCGCUCCGGCCGGCCCGCCCUUGGUCUCCGAAACCCUCUUCGGCUCGUGCCGCGCGGAUGCGGCUGCCAGGCCUGGGUUUGGGCUUUGAGCGGGAGGAGAGGAGGAGCGGCGGUGCCUUGGCGGCAUGCGAUGGGGAACUGCUGCUGGACGCAGUGCUUCGGGCUGCUCCGCAAGGGAGCCGGGCGGCUGCAGCGUGUAGGAGGCGGCGGAGGAUCUAAGUAUUUUAGAACAUGCUCAAGAGGUGAGCACUUAACUAUAGAGUUUGAGAAUCUAGUAGACAGUGAUGAGGGGGAGAGCCCAGGAAGCAAUCAUAGGCCUCUUACUGAGGAAGAAAUUGUUGACCUAAGAGAAAGGCAUUAUGAUUCUAUUGCUGAAAAACAGAAAGAUCUUGAUAAGAAAAUUCAAAAAGAGUUAGCCUUACAAGAAGAGAAGUUAAGACUAGAAGAAGAAGCUUUAUACGCUGCACAGCGUGAAGCAGCCAGGGCAGCAAAGCAGCGAAAGCUCUUGGAGCAAGAAGGGCAGAGAGUUGUGCAGCGAUAUCAUCCUUCCAACCAUGGAGAAUAUCAAAGUUCAGGACCAGAAGACGACUUUGAGUCCUGUUUGAGAAAUAUAAAGUCACAGUAUGAAGUUUUUCGAAGUAGUAGACUCUCAUCAGAUGCCACAGUUUUAACACCAAAUACAGAAAGCAGUUGUGAUUUAAUGACCAAAACUAAAUCAACUAGUGGAAAUGAUGACAGCACAUCCUUAGAUCUAGAAUGGGAAGAUGAAGAAGGAAUGAAUAGAAUGCUUCCCAUGAGAGAACGUUCCAAAACAGAGGAAGACAUUCUCCGAGCAGCACUUAAGUAUAGCAGCAAGAAGUCUACAAGUAAUCCUACAUCAGCCUCUGAUGAUUCCAAUGGGCUAGAGUGGGAGAAUGAUUUUGUUAGUGCUGAAAUGGAUGAUAAUGGCAAUUCUGAGUAUUCUGGAUUUGUAAAUCCUGUAUUAGAACUGUCUGAUUCUGGCAUAAAGCAAUCUGAUGCAGACCAACAGACUAGAUAGGGUAAAAUUGCGUAACCCUGUUUAUCAGUUAUGACCAAAUGUUAAAAACCAACUAGAAUGUAUAAAUUGUUUUGUAAGGGGGAGGUAAGAAACCAUGUUGUAAAUGCGUAUUGUAUUAGAAAGGAGUAAGAAUGAUAGGAUAGAUUUGAUUUGCUUCAGAAUUAAGUGCAAUUUCAUCAUCUGCCUUCUGCUUUUCAAGACCAAUUUAAUAGUUUUAUCAUGU